CUGCCCACCUCGUAAUCCACCAAAUCUCUAAUUACAAGUUCAAAUCCAAGCACUACCCUCCAAAUCCUCGCUCCUCGCACUCCACCCUCCUCCUCCCUUCCUCUUCUUCUUCUUCUUCUUCGCGUUCACGAGACUUCUUCUUCGUCUCUUCCCCUGUUUUUGCUCUCUCUCUCUCUCUCUAUCUCUGCAACUCCUCGUUGCACCCAAAAACACCACAUGCAUGGACCAUUAACAAAUUGAUCUCUCUUUCUCUCCCACCCUUUAUCAAGUGCGACAGGAUGCCAUCCUCAACAAUGCCCGCAUUGCCACUCCGUCUCCCCGUCUCUUUGCUCCUCCUCUGCUUCCUCUGCUUCCUCUCUCCGCCGUCCGCCUCCGCGCUCACCCCCGACGGCCUCUCCCUCCUCGCCCUCAAGGCCGCCGUCGCCUCCGACCCGACCCGCGCACUAUCCUCCUGGUCCGAGUCCGACCGUAGCCCCUGCCGCUGGACCGGCGUCGCCUGCGCCCGCGGCCGGGUCGCCUCCCUCUUCCUCGCUGGCAAGAACCUCUCCGGCUACAUCCCCUCCGAGCUCGGUCUCCUGGGCUCGCUCAAGCGGCUCAACCUCGCCGGCAACGACUUCUCCAAGCCCAUCCCCUCCCGCCUCUUCAAUGCCACCUCCCUCUUCUCUCUCGACCUCUCCCGAAACUCGCUCUCCGGUCCGGUCCCGACCCAGAUCAAGAACCUCCGCAACCUCACCCACUUGGACCUGUCCUCCAACUCGCUCAACGGGUCGCUCCCCGAAGCGCUUGCCGAGCUCGGGAGCCUCUCCGGGACGCUGAACCUGUCGUACAACUGGUUCUCCGGCGAGGUCCCGGCGUCGUACGGCCAGUUCCCGGUGAUGGUGAGCUUGGACCUGGGGCACAACAACCUCACCGGCAAGAUACCCCAGGUGGGCUCGCUGCUGAACCAGGGCCCCACGGCGUUCGCCGGGAACCCGGGGCUCUGUGGGUUCCCGCUCUCGGCGCAGUGCCCGGAGGCGCAGGAUCCGAGGGCGUCUGGGCCGGAGGACCCCGAGGGCCCCAAAACGAACCGCUUUCACAGCACGCUAGCCGGCGACGAUGGGAUGCCUCAGAAGAGGAGAAAUUCGCUCGUGAUACCGGUUCUUUCCGGGCUCACAGUGAUCGCGGGGGUGGUUUUCGCGUCGGUGUGGUUCGUCCGGAGUAAACGCGGGAGGUUCGGGAGAGACGAGACGGGGAAGGAGAAGGCGGCGGUGAUGGUGGAGGAAGCGGCAGAGCUGGAAGGGCAAAAGGGUAAGUUCGUGGUCCUGGACGAGGGGUUCGAUAUGGAAUUGGAGGACUUGCUGCGGGCGUCGGCCUACGUGGUAGGGAAGAGCCGGAGUGGGAUCGUGUACAAGGUGGUGGUCGGACGAGGCAGCAGUGGCGGAGGCUCCGCGGCUGCGGCGGGGCAGGCAGUGGCCGUGAGGAGGCUGAGCGAGGGCGACGCGGCAUGGCGGUUCAAGGAGUUCGAGUCCGAGGUGGAGGGGAUCGGUCGGGUGAACCACCCGAACGUCGUCCGGCUGAGAGCUUACUACUACGCCAGCGACGAGAAGUUGCUGGUCUCCGACUUCAUUCGCAACGGGUGCUUGCACUCCGCAUUGCACGGGGAACCAUCUAAGAGUUCACCGCCGUUAUCGUGGGCGUUGAGACUAAAGAUUGCUCAAGGAACUGCGAGGGGCUUAGCGUACAUACACGAGCACAGUCCUCGGAAGUAUGUCCACAGGAACCUGAAAUCCACGAAGAUCCUCCUCGAUGAUGAAUUCCAGCCUUACAUAUCCGGAUUCGGUCUCAGUCGUCUUAUCUCGGGGACUCCAGGAUUCACUGCCUCAUCGUCCAAGAAGCACAGCUCUAAUAACCAAACCGUCUUAAGCUCCGCAAUGGAGCUGAAGAUGACAGCUCCCUCGGUCGCUUACUUGGCGCCCGAGGCCCGGGUAUCCGGCACCAAGGUCACCCAGAAGUGCGACGUGUACUCCUUCGGCAUCGUGCUGAUGGAGAUCCUGACAGGGCAGAUGCCGGACGCGGGGCCCGAGAACGAUGGGAAGGGCCUGGAGAGCCUCGUGAGGAAAGUGUUCCGGGAGGAGCGACCCAUGUCCGAGAUAAUAGACCCGGACCUCCUGCACGAGGUCCAUGCGAAGAAGCAAGUUGUCGCCGCAUUUCAUGUCGCGCUGAAUUGCACGGAGCUCGACCCGGAGCUGCGUCCUCGGAUGAGGACGGUCUCUGAGAGCCUGGACCGCAUAAAGGUCCGCUGACGGCUCGGGAGAUGAAAGUGAAGCUGCGGAGCUUCGUUUCGAGUUCCCAAAGAAGCAUUUUGUAAAAUCAUCAGUGCUCUCUUCCUAUGGUUUGUAAAAUCUGUAGCUGGACUUUCCUUAUGGUGGAGGGUUUUUAACCCGUAGAAGAAGUGUCGUGGUUCAAUCUUAGGUUGACUUGACCUUGAAGUGAUAUUUUGUUGCGGGUCUUCUGCAGAUUUAAUCAGCAGCGUUUUUGUGGGCUCCUGGUCCUGCUUUCUUUGAGCAAACGUUGGCAUGAAUAGAAUUUGUAUCUUAUUUUU
This is a messenger RNA of Syzygium oleosum, 2581 nucleotides long. RefSeq names its product receptor protein kinase-like protein ZAR1. The record is from RefSeq and is a predicted model, not a curated record. Gene Ontology annotation, molecular function: protein binding; protein kinase activity; ATP binding. Gene Ontology annotation, biological process: protein phosphorylation. The transcript is spliced from 2 exons. Bases 279 to 2282 code for a protein of 667 amino acids. Lineage: Eukaryota; Viridiplantae; Streptophyta; Magnoliopsida; Myrtales; Myrtaceae.